This is a messenger RNA of Argiope bruennichi, 560 nucleotides long. RefSeq lists its product as uncharacterized. The coding region runs from base 14 to 469 and encodes 151 amino acids. The transcript is spliced from 6 exons. The record is from RefSeq and is a predicted model, not a curated record. NCBI's taxonomy places the organism in Eukaryota, Metazoa, Arthropoda, Arachnida, Araneae, Araneidae.
ACCUGCAACAGUCAUGAAAACAGCAUCCGCUUUGCUCAUCGUUGGGAGCAUUCUGCUUGUAUUUUUUGACAUGAGCCGCCACCAGUCUGCGGCAAGUGCCGAAGAUGCCCAGCCUUAUGACGAGAAGCAGAGCGUUGAAUUUCAUAAGAAAUUGCUAUCAUGUAUUGCAUGCACCAAGGACGAUGAAGCAAGAACAGAUUACAUUUCUUGUACGAUGCUAAUGCCAGAUUCAUGUCGAGAAUGGAUGCAGCAAUGCAGCGGACGUUACGUCAAAAAAUGGGAUGAACCUAAUGACUUCUUCACCCAGCUGUGUGGCAAAGAGACGGCUAUUGAAAAUGUAAUUGAAUGUAGCAGACCACCAAACGAACACUGCAAUGCUACUGAAGGACACCGCGAAGAAGAGAAACAAAUUAUCGAGAAAUACAGGGCAUGCGUCAUGGAUGUUAUGAAGAAUCAUUGCGAACUGUGAGUCUUUCACGAAAAUGACUUCCUGAGAAAUUCCUCUAUUAAAAUGUGGCAACAAUUCUGAUUUAUGAAAUAAAAGCAGAUUUUUUUCAUAA